AUGAAAUUCCUGGUUGUUCUCGGCGCGCUCGCGAUACAGUGCGCCGCUACGAAACCAUGGAGCAACGUUAGUUAUCCAGAGGAGACGUUCUCCCUGUUUGGUUGGAUCGGUUACUUGAAACGCCUUUCUCUGAUACUGCUGAUGCUGUCUGGAGUGAUUCUCUACUAUGUCCCAGAAUCGCGUCCACACGCGCGCAGAAUUUGUUACACGUUGAUCGAUUUCACAGCGAACAGUUUGAAAUUAGCGCUGAGCGCGCGUGAAAACGAUUACCUGUAUGACAAGAUCAAGUCCAAGUAUCAUAGGGCAAGGUACGAGCAGUCCUUAUUAGCGCAGAAACGUCGUUUCGAGGAUUUGGAACGCGUACGCUCGGGUCACGGCAAGAAGGCGAAAGCGUCCAUCGACAAUGAUGAAUUGCCAGGGGUUCGGGAAAGGAGGAAACUAAGCGGGAAGCAAAGUAAAGAUUGUCGACAAUCUCGCCAUCGGCUUCGAAGCAGUGCUAUUAAAACUUCACCAGAACCUUGCAUGGAAGAUGACAAAUUGAUGUAUUUUUAUUCUGACAAACUGGAAGAACUUCAAAAAUACGUGAAAACAAGUAUGUGCGACACGAAACGGGCCAGUGGGACGGCCAUUGAAAAUUACGCACUUUUAAUCAGCGGUAGUCCACGACAAAUGGCAAUGCUCGAUGAAAAAUACGAAAAGGAUGAUGUCGUAAUUGUUGAGGAUCCUUAUCUAAGAGUGGAGUACAAAGAAUGUGGCACAUCUACCGAUAAACUGUCAUCGAAGGGGGAAGUUUCGGGUUCGGAGCUUGAGGGACCAACCAGAGAUCAUAAUGACAACGUAACAGACUCAGGAAUGGAGACUUACGUUAAAGACGUUGAUUUAACCUCCGCGCCAGAAGUCAACACGAGGUAUUCUGAUUAUACAUCUUUGUAUCAAACGAGUCAAUAUCAGUGCGGUGGUGAAUGCUGUGGCCUUAACGGGUGUUCUAUGUCUUCUGGGGAGUUGAACAGCUACAAGGAAGAUCUCAAUUUGAUGUCGCCCAUUGAUAUUAAAAACGUACUAAAAUCGUCUCGGAGUAUGGUGACUCCCAAGACGCGCACCAGAAUAGACGAAAACAGUGAAAGUUUAUUCACCAUCAAUUACAACGAUUAUGGUUGCAAGACUCGACUACUAAAAUCCAAUAAUGUGAGCAACGAGCGCAAAGUUAAUUUUCUAAACGAGGAGAAGCAAGCACCACGGAAACGCGAGAUGACUGCACGCCAGCACGAAAAUACGACCAGAAUCAACCGCAGGAAAAAAUCAAGAAACAGCAACUUGUCACCAGGGUACUGUUGCAGCGACAGUUAUUACUAUACGGAUCGAGGAGGGGAAGCCGACGAUGAAAAUUCUCUGCACAGAGGACGAGUAACAACUGCAAAUCCUGAUCUCGACGAGAGGCCUCAGAGAGAGAACUAUGUUAUCGAUACGAAUUCAGACGAUUCGAUCUUCGAUUACAACUGCGAGGAUUUUCCUAGACCUAUCUUGAAGAAUCAACUGAAACCUGCCCUGCUGCGAGCGGUAAAUUGGAUCUUCGGCGGUUGUCCGGAGGCUUCGAGGAGAGCUGCAAUGAAACGCAGCAAGGUCGGAAAGGAAGAGAUCGAAGGGUUCUCCGACGAGUGGCUCCUCUAGCUAAACACGUUAGACCAGUGCUUGAAAAGACUCGAACCGUCGGCAAAAUUAUCGACCUGCUGUACCAAACUAUUCUAAUCACGUUCGAAUCGUUACAGCCACCUUACGAGUCAAUUAAGUAUCGUACGUUCCUCGUACCCCAACGAUUGCAAAAUAAAUCUGAAAUUCCCAUCGCCAGCGUUUGUUUUGCUUGCCACAGGGGGAAACGCGCGUGCACACGGCUAGCUAGAAUUAUCAACCGAAUGCCUGUGUUCCCUAGAACGGAGAAUUUACAAACAGAUUUCCCCGUAAUUCCAAUGGCGCGUCCGGAAGUAUUCGAACUGCGAAUUCCGAGAAGCCGUAAACGAUUUUACAACUUCGGCCGUGGCUCAUUCUCACUGUCAAUAUUUGCCGCGAUCCCGUCGAUUCAGAAGCACGGGCCACGCUAAUGAUUCAUACCAAUGCUGAAUGGACACUCAUCCUCGCGCCAAAUUCGAGGCGAAGAGAGCUCGAAUGGAACCUUCCUUUCAGAGAUGAACAAAAUUCUUGUCUGAAUUUAAAGUUUGAACGAGUAAAAGAUGAACAACUGGCGAAUAGACAUAAAUUUAAUAAAUUAUAGCCUUUUCAGAUG
Molecule: messenger RNA, 2278 nt
Organism: Hylaeus volcanicus
Lineage: Eukaryota; Metazoa; Arthropoda; Insecta; Hymenoptera; Colletidae
Exons: 9
Coding region: 1-1668 (555 amino acids)
Source: RefSeq, a predicted model, not a curated record